Molecule: messenger RNA, 2562 nt
Organism: Epinephelus lanceolatus (giant grouper)
Lineage: Eukaryota; Metazoa; Chordata; Actinopteri; Perciformes; Serranidae
Gene: ccdc3b
Product: coiled-coil domain containing 3b
Source: RefSeq, a predicted model, not a curated record
ACUAAUUUGAAGGUGGAGGAUUUGUUGUAAAUUUUCAGAAAGUUUUACUUUGGAAACUUGAAUGCAUACUCUUUAUCUGCUCCCUCUGAUCUCAUUUCAAAGGUGAGAGGCACAUUUUUUUGCAGGGGAUGCUGCUGGUGUGAAUGGGCUGAUCCAGUGAUCGCAGGUAUAGUGGCUGGAGGAGGGAGCAAGGGCCGCACAGAGCGGAGAAGUUCCCAGCUGCCCGGGACUGUUUUGUUGUGUAAAACCUUUGUUUAAAUUGUGAAUCAGCACUGGCGGAAGUAUGUGUAUGGAGUGAAAGCCCUGCAGUUUUUUCUUUUCGUGAUUUCAUCCAUCAGCAGCAUCGUGCGCGUCGGUGCGCCUGCCUGACCCACAGUCGCCUCAUCUCUGUCGGAUCAUGUGGAUUAUUUUGGCGUUUAUUCUGACAGCGACGGGUGCUGAUGGGAGCUGGGGAUGUCAGCUGCCCCACGACUGGAGACCGCAGACAGAAGCGUGCCGUGCCGAGCUGGCGCAGAUCAUAGUCUAUGCCAAGGUGUUGGCGCUGCACAAGGAGUCUUACAAUGUGUACAACUACCUACCGUCCGACAGCGACCUGCUUUUCUCCGCCGAGAUUGAGCUGCUGUGUGACCAGGCGUGGGGCAGCAUGCUGGAGGUCCCUGCUGGCUCCAGGUUCAAUGUCACCGGCCUGGGCUACUUCACCUGCUUCUCCUACAGUGUCCUCAAAAACAACAAUUACUACUUCUUUCUAAGGAUGGACGAGAACUAUAAUAUUAUACCCCAUGGAGUGAACUUCCAGGACCCCAUCUUCCCGGACACUGCAGAGAACCACCGCAUAUUUGCCAGCCUCUUCCAGUUUGCCAACUGCACGACUGGGACCCAGGUCCACAGCUACACCCCGGAGUGGGAGGCUCAGGAGGACAGCCGGUUGUUGUGCUCUGCGGUGCAGAAGGCCCUUUUUGAGGAGGAGGAGAGGGCCUGGGUUCUCUCCCAGAAGGUGCGCUCCUUGGAGAAAGCCAACGACCACCUGAGGGAAAAAGUGAAGACCAUGAAACGUCUGCUGCGCCAGGCCCAACGCGAAACAACGAAAGAGCAGCAGACCCUCAACCACAAACAGCUCUACGAGUCAAAGGCGCCCCAAGCUCACCCCGAUCAGGACACGACUCAGGAUCAGAGGAAGCAGCCGCUAAAAAAGGUCCUGUCCAGGACACUAAAAAACUAGAGUGGAGAUCAAAUUAGGGUAACACGGUGGACUUUAACUUUUACUUCAUUGCAUUCUCCAUGUCUUCAACUUCAUUAAUAAGCUUAUUUUAAAACCAAAUUUGGCCCUUUUGUUGGUCCAGUUUAAUCUUAAUGGUAAAAUUGACCUGUGCCAUUGAGACUGUCACCUACAAAGAGACCAUUCAUGCUAUUUACACCCCUAUCCCUAUACUUCUAAGUACUGUGUGUGUGUGUGUGUGUGUGUGUGUGUGUGUGUGUGUGUGUGUAUGUUGGGAGGGCAGGGCUCACUUGACCUACUUUGUGUCCCCAGAUGAACUAAAGUGAAGGAUUAACGCCCUCUGAGAUAAAGGAUUCAAAUGGUUUCACAGGAGUAAAAGAUCUUUGUCUAAAUCUCCUCAACUCUUAUUUCACCCCAUUAAUCCAAUAUGAUUGUUCUCUCCGAAUAACUGUGGGUUAACAUCCCAACUUUUACUUUUGUCUUUUAUUAGUUUAAUUCAGUGGCAGCACAAACAUUUUCCAAACAUCAGACAGAGCUCUCAGCGGGCGGAUGCACUGUUGAACAAUAUGUGGACAAUGUCAAAGCAUUAAAAAAAAUGGAUUAUCUUGUUUCUUCCUGUGCUGGACACAUUAUGCAUUGUAUAGAUAUUAGACAUUGUUUCUUACUUCAGAAAUGCUAUCAUCAAAAUCAAUCUGUCUUUUGGGCCUCGGCUCUUGGACGGGGUGAUGAACAUGUCUUGUCUUUUUUGUAAUGUCCUGACUGUGUAUAUGAGCGCAUAGUUACAGAGGAGCAGCUGUGCCAAAGUUUAAAAAGCCGCAAGGCCUAACAUUACGUCAUCAUUCUUUUCUACCGCUGCCUGCUUUUCAUUUACUUGCAUCUAUUUAUACCAAAGAAACUAUCCUAAAGUGUAUGAUUCUUUAAAUUCAGUGAAUUGUUUCCCAAGAGUGCCUUUUCCCCCCAAAGCUCUUCCUUUAUGCAAGUCUGUUCAUACACGUUGCACUGAAUGAAAGUGUAAGUUUUUUAUUUGAAAACAGGGUGCUGAGCACUCAUUAAGGAAUACUUCACCAACAAAACUAUCAUUGGUAUAUCAGUUACUCACUUUUACUUUGAAUUCAUAAAGAAAACUCACAUGCCUCCAGGGUCAAUAAAGAAUCCAAAAACGGAGAACGUUUUUAAUGAACUGAAGUCAACAGGGGCCGUGUUUAACAGCAAAGCUAUAUCCAUCCAUCCAUUUUCAUUCGCUUAUCCGGGGCAGGGUUGCGGGGGCAGUAAGCCAAGCAAAGCACCCCAGACGUCCCUCUUCCCAGCAACAUUUUCCAGGUCUUCCUGGGGGACCCGAGGCAUUC